This is a messenger RNA of Lactuca virosa, 948 nucleotides long. The record is from the annotation of a GenBank genome assembly. Lineage: Eukaryota; Viridiplantae; Streptophyta; Magnoliopsida; Asterales; Asteraceae.
AUGCUCCCAAGAGAAGACGGAUGGUUGCAAGUCCAAAGAAGGAAGAAUCUGGCGAGCAAACUAGCGAUCAAGAUUGGCAGCGUUGGAACAAACUUCUUCGUCACCAACAUACCCAACAGCGUAAACAAGACGGAGUUUAGAAAUAAUUUAUCCCCUUUCGGGAUUUUAUCUGACGUAUAUUUCGGGGGGUCGGGGGAUAGGAAGUACGUCGGGGGCGGUCUUAGAGAUGGGAGAUCCUUUGUCGAAGUCACUGGCCACAAAUUGGUACCACCACCCUCCCUUAAAGUACUGCCACGUCAUGUACACCUGCAAGUUGACAAAUCAAUGGACUUAUGGAUGAAGUAUAGGGCCCUGUCAGGUGAGGCAAGGUCUAUUCAACAUCUUACCCACAUGUCAGCUUUGUUAUCUAUCCACUGUGAUAAACCAGUUGAAGUAAAAUAUAUCGGAGGACUAAGGAUACCCUUGAGAUUCGAUAGGGCUGAAUCUCCUCAAGAUUUCUUAAGAGAUGAAGAAGUUUGGAAGAAAAUGUUCAACUGGCUCUCGGAAGGUAACUCAUCAUGUGUCAACUUCGAGAGGCUCGCAUGGGUAAAGAUUGUUGGGUUACCACUCAAGUUCUUGUGUGAAUCUAAUUCCAAGAAAAUCAUUCUCAAGUUUGGAAAAAUUAUUUUUCCAUUUGAUGAUAUCAAAAACUGUGUUGAUCUCUCGUGCAUCAAACUUGAGCAACCUUAUGUCUCCGAUGUUGAAACAAGAUCGGAUGUGGUGCAAGGAAAGGAAAAUUCAGUCGUAAACAAUGAUCAAGGAAUAUCACCAUUAGAAGCUAAUGAAGUGGAAGAAGGGGAAAUCGUGGCCAAAGAGGUUGAAACUCCACCGGAGACUCCAACGGAAGUGGUGUCAAAACCCGAUGAUGGAAUUUCAAACAACGGUAACAAUCUUGGAAUCAGAAUAUAA